UAGACGCAAGCAAACAUGUCGGUGGUGUGUUAACACCGGCGUGCCUUGUAAAAUCAGUUUUUGGUUUGAAAGCUCGUUGUUUAGUUUUUGCUUCAUCCACUAGCAGUUAAAAUGGUGCAAGAAUACCAGUCGCCUGUAAGGGUUUAUAAGUACCCUUUUGAGAUAGUCAUGGCGGCUUACGAAAAGCGUUUUCCUACUUGCAAAAUGAUUCCAGUGUUUCUUGGCAGCGAUAUUUUGUCAGAGUAUAAGAGCGAAGACGGCGCGGUACACAACAUCGAAAGGAGAUGCAAACUCGAUGUAGAUGCUCCGUAUCUAUUGAAGAAAAUUAUUGGCGUGGAGUAUGUGUAUUUCAAUCAAACGAACUGUCUCGAUCGGCGCGAGAGGACUUUGACAAUCACUGCUUUCAACGAGAGCUUCUCGUCCCGUGUUUCUGUCACAGAACACUGCUUCUAUUCGGUUCAUCCCGACAAUCCUGACUGGACUUGUUUUGAGCAGGAUGCCACUUUGGACAUCAAGUCAUUCUUUGGUUUUGAGGCAGCCAUUGAGAAGUUGGCCAUCAAGUUGUAUCUUCAGAACAUCAAGAAGGGAAAAGAAGUGAUUCAGUACUACAUUGAUGAGUUGAUUAGUGAAGGGGUGACAUAUCUGGCUCCCUUUGAGAAUUCUCGUGGACGCCCAAGAACAAAGAGUGCAGAAGCUGUAAGUAGUGAAGACCAAACAGAGGAGGAUGGUAAUGCCCUUCCUAUUGCAAGCUCUGCAAUAGAAGCUUCUGAUGUGGUACCACUUGCCUCCAGACCAGAUUACAAGCUUGAUGAUGACUACAUUCAGAGGUUCCUUGGAAAACUUAGUCCCAAGGAAGAGAACCAACUUAUUCAGCUGCGCAAGAAACUCAGUGCCACCCAUCAAGGAAAGAUGCCUAAUGAUGCUCAUCUUUUAAGAUUUCUCAGAGCACGAGACUUCAAUUUAGACAAGGUGUAUGAGAUGCUGUGUGAGUCUCUGGCGUGGCGACGCCAUCACAAUAUAGACAACAUAAGGGAGAUAUGGCAGCCUCCUGAACCUCUCUUGAGCUACUACAGUGGAGGAUGGCAUAACAAAGAUAAAGAGGGGCGCCCAUUGUACAUACUCCGGCUAGGGUCCAUGGACGUGAAAGGUCUCCUUAAAGCUGUUGGUGAAGAUGGCUUUCUUAAACAUGUUGUCUCAAUUAAUGAAGAAGGACUAAGAAUGACUGAAGAACUGACAAAACAAACAGGGCAUCCAAUCAGCUCAUGGACGUGUGUUUGUGAUUUGGAAGGCUUAAGCAUGAGGCAUCUUUGGAGACCUGGGAUCAAAGCCUUAUUGAAGGUGAUUGAGGUUGUUGAAUGUAACUACCCUGAGACAAUGGGCAGACUGCUGAUUGUACGUGCACCCAGGAUAUUUGGUGUUUUGUGGACACUGGUCAGUCCUUUCAUUGAUGAAAACACAAGGAACAAGUUCCUCAUUUAUGGAGGAAAUGACUACCAGGGUCCUGGUGGUUUGACUGACUACAUUGCAGCAGAAUACAUCCCAGACUUUCUUGGUGGACCUUAUGAGUGCCAAAUUAAGGAGGGGGGACUUGUCCCAAAGACUCUAUACAGAUCUCUGGAGUUCAGUGAAGGAGAGGAAUCUUGGAGCAGUGAAAUCUACCAAACAACACAUGUUAGCAAGGGCUCACCUCAUGAAGUCCUGGUAACAAUCAAAGAAUCUCAGUCAGUGAUCACGUGGGAUUUUGAUGUCAUGAAAGGAGAUGUCCAGUUUACAGUGUUUCGUCACAAGCGGCCUCGGGAGGCAGUCAGUACCACAAGCUUAUCAAGUUUUGGAAGUGAUGCAUCCCUUAACCAGUCUGGAGUGAUUGCUGGUGUAGAUGCAGUGGUAGUUGAAAAGCCAAGGCAUUGUUAUGAUGGUGAAUCUAUACAGGGAACCCAUGUUUGUUCCAUUCCUGGAGUGUAUGUUCUUCAGUGGAAGUACAAAUCUGGAGCACCAACAGGCCAGGCUCAUGGGCGUCAUACCAGAGCUAAAGUCAUGUACUAUCAUGAAGUACUUCCCUCUCGAGAUUUUAGGGGAUCAUUAUCAAGUCUGGAGUCUUGCCACAGUGGUUUCUCUCAGCUUAGCAUUUCAACUUCAACAAGUCACUCUUCAGGUGUAAGCACUGCUUCACACCCAUCCAGAUAGCAACUACAGUCAGGAGGGGCUCAGACACCAAGCACAACCAAAUCACACGUAACCAAAAAAAGUAGCAAAGAAUGAUAUUAUUACAAUGCUUCUUACUGCUCUUCAACAUACACAUGGGAAAAAAUUGCAAACUGCAGAAAUUUAAUUUGGUACACAAUUCUAGAAGUCAGUCAAUGGUAGGCACAUGAGGGAGAACCUUUACAACAAGGCAAUAUCUUUUUUUUUUCUCUGAUAAGUAAUGUGAAUUUAUUUUAGAUCUUUUUAGUUCACAUCAUUUGAAAACUGACAGGCCUCUCUUUCUUAACCCUUUAACUCCCAGAUUGUUAAUUCUCCCCUUCAGCUUCUGCACAUUCCCUUGUAAAUAUUUGAGAGAAUUUGGUGUUAGAUCAAGAUAACAACUUAUGCCUGUUAAAUAUGAGUAUUCUCAUCACCUGUUUGCUGGAUAAUGUAUGGAUAUAAUAGGGAGAAGUUACAUACUUAUCGCCUCUGGGAUUUAAAGGGUUAAGUGCUACCAGUAUUGUCAUUCCCCAACAUAGUUUAAGUCGCAGAGCUAGAAAUUUUGGAUUUAGUGAAAGGGAUGACAUACUUGUUUCACAAACAAUCUUAAAAAAAUAAUUGUUUUUAAAUCUCAACAAAGUUUCAUCUCUGUGGGACAUAAGAAUUUUUGUGGAGGAUGCAAAGAUUCCAUUACAGGUGACUUAGAUUGUUUAGUGAUCUGUGGUGUGUCUUUGUUUAGCUAAACAAAAUAGUUCAUUCCUGUCAAUUUUCCACUUUUUAAGUUCUAUGUCAUGCUUCAAUUAUUCUGGUAAUAGUGAAAGCAGAUGCCAUUUUUGUCUGCUGGCAGACAUCAUUAUCGGUCAUUUGUCAAUAUUACCAGCUGUAAAAUAUUACCACCAAAAAUUAAUGUCAGAAGUUGUGGGAUACCAGAGAAUCUGAAUUGCUACAUGCAUGUAGCACAGAAAUUUCUGCCAUCUCACUUUUGCACUGGUUAAGGCUAUGCAGACACAAUCUCAAUUUGCCCAACAUGUAUAUAAUUCUUUUUUUAAUAUUGUCAAUGUGUUAUACGUUGCAACACCUAAAGAACUGAACAUUUCAGUUUCCUCUGCUGCCUGAUUUUUACUGGCUAGCCUAUUUUGAAAAGGUUAUGUUCUUACUAUUCCCAUGAAACAAGUUAAAUUUCCAUUUGCACUAUUUAUUAAAAGUAAAUAACCAUUAUGACAAUUGAAAUUUUGUAAAAUAAUAAUUAAGAAUUGUAAAUUAUAUCAUAGGCACAAACCACAAACUAGAGGUGAGCCCCUCAAAUUAUUAUUGGUUGAUAAGAAAUAAUAAUUACAUGGCUAGUAAUGAAAUCCGAAGGAAAGAAAGCAGUUUCCAGUACUGUGUUUCAUCCAGGUUUAAUGCAUAAAUUAAGUGUUAAAAUUACAGAUCAGAAUGACGUGAAUGAGGAGUUAGUGAAUUUUAGGUCCACACCUAAACCUCAUACUAUGGCUGACAUCAUAUCAUGAGGUGGAAAUGUUCAACUGUUCCAGGUUUCUUAACCUGGUCUUCCUCACAUUCCCAGCUUGCUGGGUCAUAAUGAAAUAAGCAUUUUUUUAACAUGGAAUAGUGUUAUUGAAUGAUAUAGUUGUAAGGGAAGGGGAGGGGGGGGGGGUGUAGAAAUCUACACUUACAGGUAUAGUGUUUUCAUCAAAUUCUCAACAUGUUAACUCCCAAGAUCUGAUGAGUUGUUCUCCCCUCCAGCUAUAACCUUCUAACCUGGGAGUGAUUUGCUUCAAAUUUCUCCUCACAGUAUCACCCUUGAAUCAAUUAUAAUGGUCAUGAGAAUAAUGGAAGUGAUCACCAAUUUAAGAAGCUUCUGAUUGUCAAGAGAAUUCUCUUUGUCAGAACCAUGGAAAAUGUAAAGAGAACAGUAUGGAGAAUAUGAAUACUGAUGUUAGAGUGUGAAGGGUUAAAACUAGGUAAGAUAAUGUUGUGUUACCUUAACUAGGCACCUCAAUCAGAUGGGAUAACAUAAAAUGCACCACUAUUCUUAGGACAGAUUUAUCAUUUUUGGGUGUGAAAGGAUUAUAAUGAAAUUGUUUGUGGCUGCAAUAUUUUCUAGAUGCCUUAAAUUUGAUGCCUAGUGGGGUAAUUAAGCUGGGACACACUCCAUGAACUAAUUGAGGCAUAACUUAAUGCUCCAUUGACAGUUUCAUUUCAUACCAAACAGGUCUUGUUAAUCAUUUUUGUGGUAAAUUAUUUUACUGAGAUCACAUCAGCCAAAGAUCAGCAGUUACAAUCAGAUACUUCCAGGUAAAAAAAAAAGUUUUCAAUACCUUUACAAGGUUAAUAACAUUAUUAAGAUUUUAGAAGUUGCUGACAUUAUGAAAAAAUUGUCAUCUAUGUGAUGCAGUUUGUCCAUUGUGCAUCAACUCAAGUUGUAUCAAGCAGAUUUUCAAAAAUGUAUCAUAAGAAAAAUUUUGUACAAUUUCAUCAGUGAUCUGAUGCUUGUUACAAUUUUCCAGAUAAUUGCUGGGUUUCAAUUUAUCAUAGGGCUAGAUUUUUUUAUAAUUCUACAAAGUAAUGCAUGAAGUUGAAACUCAACUGCAAGUCUUCAUUGCAUGCAAUAUUUUAUUUAUCUUCAUAAAUAUGAUUACAUAAGUAAUGGUAUCUUUUUACAUACAUUCUUAACAAUUGAAAAAAAUUGAGGUUAGACACGGAAUUGUUAUUGAGUUAGUGAUGAUAAUUAAAAUGUUAUAAGGGAAUUUUCUGAAUUAUGAAUGUAUAGAUAUAUGUUCUAUCAUCAGAAUUCUUUAGCUAGUAUUACUAUGAUGGUGCAGUGGACUUGAAAUAAAAGUUUUU
Pocillopora verrucosa is the source of this 5025-nucleotide messenger RNA. RefSeq names its product SEC14-like protein 1. The record is from RefSeq and is a predicted model, not a curated record. Gene Ontology annotation, cellular component: cytoplasm. NCBI's taxonomy places the organism in Eukaryota, Metazoa, Cnidaria, Anthozoa, Scleractinia, Pocilloporidae.